AUGGACUUCGACAAAAUUAAGGGCAUGGAUAUUGCCGACCUGCUCCAGAUGUAUACCUCUGCGCAGGUGCAGUUUGCCGAGGCUCUUGCGAAUGACAGCAUUCCAUUAGAGAUUGAGAUCGUCACUAGAUCCGUCAUAGCAGAAGCCUCAAUCAAACUCGGCGUCCACUUUUCACGACAGCCGCUGCUGGAAGAUGCGGUCCAGCACUUAGAUGCGAUUCUGCGCCGUAUCCCGCAGGACUCCCCAAAUCGCGUCUGGGUACUGAACAAACUCUGUGAGGCCGAGUAUGAGCUCUACUGCGUCACUGGCUCCCAACAGCCGCUUGACAACUCGGUCACAUGUGGACGCCAAGCCAAUGACCUGUUAGCUGCAACUGGCAGCGAAGAAAGUCUGGAUCUUCAUGUUGAGAUUCUGACCAAUCUAGGUCACUCUCUGGUUCAACGGUUCGAGUUGAGGAAGAACCCCCCCGAUCUGGAGGACUCCAUUGCCUGCAAGCGGGAGAUCUUGCGGAAGAUACACAAGGAUUGCAAGGAUUCCGAGCGAUAUCUAACGACCAUUAACAAUCUUGCUUCAUCCUUGCGCUUGCGCUAUCUGUGCACACUGGAUGAAGAAAAUGAACGAGAGGCUAUUGUUCUCUUUCGAGAGCUGCUGUCGUCAGCCGAACCUGGAACAAAGUUACACGGAAUGGCCAUUGGCCAGCUGGGAGCCUCGGCUGCGAUGAAAUUUAGGGUUGAGAAAAACCCAGAAGUAUUGGAUGAAGCAAUCGCAAACUGCAAUGUUGGUUUGGACGUCAACGUUCCAGGACAGGAUGGGUGGAUUGAGAUGCUUUCACUUCUCGUGGAACUGUGCACGGAAAAGUUCAACCACACUGGUAAUCUGGAGGACAUGGAAGCACUUGUCCACAACUCUUGUCGCUUCUUCGAUUCUAUACCGACUAGCCACCACAAGAAGGGAGAACAACUUUUGGCACAUCUCAAGAGACUACGGGAGUGCGCAUUCACAGUCAAAGACGUGGGUAUAUUGGAAAGCAUCAUUGACAAAGGGCGGAUUGCUUUCGAGAGCAUGCCAAGGGAUUAUCCAGACAAGGCACGGUCACAGCUUGAAUACUCGCAUAUCUUGGGUCACCAGUACUUUCUGUCUGGCAGCCUGCAGGAUCUGACCUGCUUAGUAGAGUAUGCUCUGAUCGUGUCUGACGAUUUCAACGAAAGCACCAGAGCUAGCUCAAGCUUGCAAGCCCCAGAGGUGAACGUAGACUGGUACCCCAACUUGGUCACAAACCUGAAAGUGCUAGCCGAGGCACCUGCUGAGAAUUCUAUGCAUCGAUUGGCUAAGGAGGAGUUGCUUGCGAGAUUCAAGUCUUCUUACAACUUUGAGAAUCGAGGAUACGCAUUCAUGGCUUUGGAUGAGCUUUAUGAGUACAACGCCACACGUUUAAGGGUUCUAGCCACAGCGGCGACAGAUGGCAUGGAAUUAAUUAACGAAGAGAUUGAAAAGAAAAUAUCAGAACUCAGCUUAGGAUAUGAUGAGCCCGUGGAAGAAGAAGGCGAGACAGAGAGAACCCUACGCGAGGUAUUCAACAUGGUCCCUGAUCAGCGAUUGGUCAACAUCGAUCCCCGAAAUGGACACAUGGUCUUCGAUAUUCAGGAUUACGUCAAAGCUCAGUUUUUCAAUGAUGAUACUCCUCGUACACCUGACCAACUCCUUGCUAAUGACGAAAGGCUGGAGCGAAAGCUAUUGAGGAAAGCUGGCUUGGCGGGCAGGCAAACCAAUCCUGGCCUGUGCUAUUGGUGCCAGUGGCUGUGCAGACUUUUGGACCCAGAAGAUGUAGGGCUCAACUUCGUUGCUGAAGACUCAUGCAUCCCUAGCAUUGGACACUGGAAGACAAUCUUGUUCCGGAAGAGUGAAUGCGCGGUCUGUAACAUGGCAGCCUCCUUGAUCACGACAACAAAGGGCCAGCUUCAUACAUACUUUGAGAAAAUAGAGGAAGGGGGGAAGCGGAUUCGUUUCAUGUUGGGCCGGUUAUUAGAUGGCGAGGGCGUCUUGAGAGUGGAUGUUGGCCUCUCCUAUGCGGGAGAGUUGCGACUGCUAACGCCAAAAAACUUUCGUGUCGCUCUUCGACAGGCAUGGGAAGAUGAUAACGACACACCACUUGCACUGGAAACGUUACUGGAAGACGCUGAUGGGCCCGUCAACAACAAUGGGGGACAGCAGAUUGAUUUUAAACUCAUGAGCAGGUGGCUGAAGGAUUGUGACCAUAAUCACGGCCCGAUUUGCAACCACCCACGACCCGGGAACCGGAUCAAAACCGAUAUCCCCCUCUUUUUCAUCGAUGUCGUUCAGGAAUGCCUUGUAAAUGGUACCUCCAGCGAUCAAUACUUUGUACUCAGCUACACAUGGGGUAAAGUGAACAUGUACAUGACGUUGUUGAACAAUGUUGAGGAGAGAAAGCGACCAGGGGCUCUAUCUUCUGUUCCUUUUCCAAAGACAAUCAAGGAUGCAAUGAACGCAACACGUUCUCUCGGAGAACAACUACUUUGGGUCGACGCCAUCUGCAUCGUGCAAGACGAUGCCUCACAGAAGGCGAGGGACAUUCCAAACAUGGAUAUCGUGUAUGGGAGGGCUCACGCGACUAUUGUUGCCCUGCACGGCGAUAAUGCUGAUGCAGGGCUCCCAGGUGUUUCACCUGGAACACGCGUCUGCCAGCAGAUCGAGACAAUAGAUCUGUCUCUCUCGGACGAAGGCGAGGACGGCGUAUCUCAGGAGAAGGGCAAUCGAAAGUGCAGAUUCGUCUGGGGUCCUAGCCCGCUCCCCUUGACCUUGCAGGCAUCUACCUGGAACACGAGGGGGUGGAUCUUGCAGGAGCGGCUUCUAUCGAAAAGAUGUAUCUACUUUUCUGCUGACGCGUUUUACUUUGAAUGCAAUCGGGGAACUUUGGUCGAGGGCGGGGUGAACGAGGAGUACACGUCCUUUUUCGCCGGAGAACUAUUCGAUGACAGCGAGGUUCAGCAACGGCCAAAGCAAGAUAACCCCAUAUCAGACUUGGCCUUCAUGUAUGAUCUUGAGGGUAGCCCUCGACUAUGGAAAGCCUGGGGGGUGUAUCAAGAACUGGUGCAGAUGUACAGCAAACGUCAAUUCACGUUUAAGCCAGACAUCCUCCACGGCUUUGCUGGCAUCUUUGCUGUGCUGGACGAGCUGGUUCUGCAAGACUACGUCGAGAGCGCCACGGUACAUGGACUGCCAGAGAGUUUCUUCAUCCACGCACUUCUCUGGACGCCUGCCGCCAAGAUACCACGUAGGGGCCAGAAGCUCCCUACCGAAACGAGGGGCACGGAUAUCGGACAGCCAGAUCUGAGAUUCCCCAGCUGGUCGUGGGCGGGCUGGGACGGCCCGGUUGAUUAUAGGCUAUUUGAGGCGAUCAAAGAUGCCAGUGAUCGACCUUUGCCACUGGUACGCAAAUUCAAGCUGGAUGGCCAAGAUAUCUAUCCUGAUAAGUGGAAAAAGGCUGUGCAGGCUUGGCUUGAAAUCGAAGAGAAGGGUAGAAAUGCACCGUCGAACGGAUUUUUUGAAGAGGGGGAUAAUCCACAAGCUCUGGGAAACCCCGAUCCUGCCACCCAUCAACAGUCCGACAGUAAGAGAGAAUUUGACUCUUCUAAAAGCAUGGAGAGCGGGGAGAAGCUCAUUGAGCCUCAGGCAGGGGAGGGGACAGCAGAAGAUAGCAAACUGGUAGAAGAUCGACCAGCAUGUACAGAGGGAGAAAAGCAAACGGAUGCUCCUCCUACCAAUGCAAUCUUGGAAAUGACAGCCCCAGUGGUUUCUUUUUCCUUCUUUUCAUUGUCGUCGACGGAAGAAUAUCUGUGCUUGACGGAUCAAGUGCACACAAAGGGACCCCAAAGCGUUCGCCAGAUCCUAGAUAGCAGCGGUGCACACUGCGGGCUCUGGUGGUCCCAAGGCGGCAAUGGAUGGACUGAGGAUGACUUGUAUCUCGGACAUGAGAAAAAGCUAGCUCUGGUCGGUAUCUCUACUCAUGAAUCAUGCGAGCGUCCACUGCAAGGGCCGGGCAGUGUUCAAGGACCGAUCGCGCUCUGGGACAGUGACAUGUUCCCUGCAGUUGGCCCGCAGAGCGGUUGGGUAAACGUACUGGUAAUUGACCGAGAAUCAGGCUACAAGAACGGCGUUUCAACUCGGUGCACUGUGGCCAUCAUUCAUAACAUGGCAUGGGAGCAGGCGAAACCUGUGCAAACGUUGGUCCGUAUGGCAUAG
Molecule: messenger RNA, 4260 nt
Organism: Clonostachys rhizophaga
Lineage: Eukaryota; Fungi; Ascomycota; Sordariomycetes; Hypocreales; Bionectriaceae
Source: the annotation of a GenBank genome assembly